GUCCUUCCGCGGCCGCAACCCUGACCACUCCCCUUCCACAGUCCAAUACCCAACAGACCCAAUUAAACCAAAAUCAAUCACAAACCAGCCAAGAAACCAAACAAACCGCCCUGAUCCCCGCACGCACGGGGCAAAGGUGCAUCUGGGACGGACCUUGUCCCCGCGGUGGCCUCGGUGACAAUGGCGGUGACGGCGCUUGCGGUGCUGGCGGCCCUGGCGCUGCUAUUGUGGGGGGUGACAUCCCAUUUCGCCCCCUUCUUAUUGCCGGACCUCGCCGCGUUCGCUUUGGCCGCCCGCUCGGCGUUCCGGUGCCGCUGCCGACUACGCCGCCAACCGCCCGUCACCCUAUUGGACGUGUUCCGGUCCCACGCGCGGCGGCGGCCGCGCCGGGUGCUGCUCCGCUUCCAGGAGGAGGUUCACACCUACGGGGACGUGGACGCGCGGAGCGACCGCGCCGCCCGCGCGCUGCUGCGGCGCCUGGGGCUGCGGCCGGGCUGCGCCGUGGCGGUGCUGCUGCCCAACGGCCCGGCCUACGUGUGGUGCUGGCUGGCGCUGGCCAAGCUGGGCUGCCCCAUGGCGUGCGUCAACACCGGGGCGCGCGGCGCGGCGCUGCGGCACGCCGUGGCCGCCGCCGGGGCCACACGGCUGCUCAGCACCCCCGAGUUUCGCGUGGCCGUGGAGGAGGCGCUGCCGGAUCUUCACCGCGACGGCGUCCGCGUCUUCUACCUGAGCUCCACGUCGCCCACGCCCGGCGUGGAACCGCUGUUACCGGACAUCGAGGAUGAACCCCCCGAGCCCGUCGACCCCCAGUACCGCGCCGGCAUCACCCCCAACUCCACCGCCCUCUACAUCUUCACCUCCGGCACCACCGGGCUUCCCAAGGCCGCGGUGAUCACGGAGAUGAAGCUGAUGAUGGUGGCCAACCUGGGGCGGCUGUGCGGCCUGCGGCCUGACGACGUGAUCUACACCACGCUGCCGCUCUACCACUCGGCCGGGCUGCUCGUCGGGGUGGGCGGAUGCUUCGAGCUCGGAGCCACCUGCGUCCUACGGGCCAAGUUCUCCGCCUCCCAAUUCUGGGACGACUGUCGCCGCUACAACGUCACCGUCAUCCAAUACGUGGGCGAGCUGAUACGCUACCUCUGCAACACGCCCAAGCGCCCCGACGACCGCGAGCACGGGGUGCGCGCGGCCUUGGGCAACGGGCUGCGGGCGGACGUGUGGCGGGAGUUCCUACAGCGCUUCGGGCCCGUCGCCGUCUGGGAGUUCUACGGCGCCACCGAGGGCAACGCCGGCUUCGUCAACUACACCGGGAAGAUCGGGGCCGUGGGCAGGGCCAACGUCUUCCUCAGGCGUUUCGCUCCCUAUGAGCUGAUCGAGUACGACGUGGAGGAGGACGAACCCGUCCGUGAUGAGCGAGGUCUUUGCAUCCCCGUGUACCCCGGUGACACGGGGCUGCUGGUCAUCAAGAUCACCAAGAGCACCCCGUUCCACGGUUACAUGGGUGACACCCAGAAGACAGAGAAGAAGAUCUUGAGGGACGUCUUGGUGAAAGGUGACGCCUAUUUCAACAGCGGCGACCUCCUCAUGAUCGACCGGGAGGGAUUCGUCUACUUCCAGGACCGAGUGGGAGACACGUUCCGUUGGAAAGGCGAGAACGUGGCCACGACGGAGGUGGAGGCCACAAUGGCCACUGUGAGCUUCAUCCAGGAGGUCAACGUCUAUGGCGUGACCGUGCCGGGGUGCGAGGGCCGCUGCGGCAUGGCCGCCGUCCGCCUGCGUCCCGGCCGGGCCUUCGACGGCAAACAGCUCUACGGCGUCACCAGCGCCGCGCUGCCCGCCUACGCCGCACCACGCUUCCUGCGCAUCCAGGACUCCCUGGAGGUGACGGGGACAUUCAAGCAGCGCAAGACGCAGCUGGUGCGCGACGGCUUCGACCCCGGCGCCAUCGCCGACCCGCUCUUCAUCCGCGACGACAGCGCCGCCUCCUACGUCCCCCUCACCCAUGACACCUUCGCCGCCAUCUUGGACGGGAAGCUCAACCUAUAGAACCCCCCCCCUGGGGGCACAACCUAUAGAACCACCCAAGGGAGCGACCGCCACGGGAUUAAACCCCCCCGGGAUCAGUUUUCCUAGAAAA
Molecule: messenger RNA, 2137 nt
Organism: Columba livia (rock pigeon)
Lineage: Eukaryota; Metazoa; Chordata; Aves; Columbiformes; Columbidae
Product: long-chain fatty acid transport protein 2-like
Exons: 10
Coding region: 181-2046 (621 amino acids)
Cellular component (GO): endoplasmic reticulum
Molecular function (GO): long-chain fatty acid transmembrane transporter activity; long-chain fatty acid-CoA ligase activity
Source: RefSeq, a predicted model, not a curated record